Phytophthora infestans T30-4 is the source of this 1974-nucleotide messenger RNA. RefSeq lists its product as hypothetical. The coding region runs from base 1 to 1974 and encodes 657 amino acids. The transcript has a single exon. Gene Ontology annotation, molecular function: protein binding. The record is from RefSeq and is a predicted model, not a curated record. Lineage: Eukaryota; Oomycota; Peronosporomycetes; Peronosporales; Peronosporaceae. Gene Ontology annotation, biological process: cilium assembly.
AUGCAGUAUGACCGCGGUAACAAUGCACAUGGUUACGAAGGUGUUUCUGCCAUCGACAGUAAGACCAGCUCAAGGGGAUUCGCUGCAAUUAUAAGUGAACCCCUUCAACGUUUCGACAAGCAGUCCCAGGUUGCCACCGCCAUGGAGUUGGAGCACACCAUCGGCUUUUCAGCGGUACCGAACGCUAUCCACUACCACCCGUCGGGUCGAGACUACGUGUAUCCUGCCGGUGGAUCAGUAUUGUUGACAUCCUUCCAAGAUGCGCAUAGCCAACUCUUCCUUCGUGGCCAUGGGGACAAUGUAUCGUGCAUCGCGAUGUCUCCUUCAGGAAGAAUUCUAGCUUCGGGCGAACGUGGCAGACGAGCCGAUAUCCUCGUUUGGGAUUACUCAGCUCGGAGACUUGCUUUCCGACUAUCCGAGCACGACGCAGGUGUCGCUGCCCUGGCAUUCUCGGAUGACGAGCGACUACUGUGCUCUGUGGGGAUACCAGAGGACGGACCACGGCUGUACGUCUGGGACGUCUUGACUGGUAACAUCUGCGCCACGCACCAAAAGAUUUCAAAUAUCGUCACUGCAGUGGCAUUCGGAGGCAUGGCACGCGACGUAAAGCGUCGAGAUACAGCCAACUACCAGUUUGCAACUGUCGGACAUCGAUUACUGCAGCUUUGGGUCCUCAAUCCAGUCACAGGAGAGCUCACGCAACACAAAAUCGAGCAGACACUCGUUCGUGAUUACACGUGUGUGCAGUUCUCUCCUGACCGCGAAGUUCUGGUGGCUGGCAGUUCUAGCGGCGAUUUUUGCGUUGUCACAGUGAAAACUCGACAGCUAGUUAAGGUGAUUCCAGCAUGUUCCUGCGGUGUGAACUCCAUUGUGUACUCUGACAGCGGUAUCCUCGUGGGCGGUGGUGACGGGAGUGUUCUUCAUUAUGAUCACCACUUCAUUGAUACUUGCCACGUCGCACUUGACAGUGGCGUCGUCGGGUUGACCCUCAACGCAGCACAGAACGAAGCUGUCGUUGGUACUCAAGCUGGUAGUAUUUUCACUGUUCGGCUUGCAUUCGGCACGUCACAACGCAGUCUGCAGGCCAGAUUACUGUCCGAAAACCACUCGAACGCUGUCGUGCAGGUAGCGUACGCUCCCGAUGUGUCCGACCGCUUCGCUACCAUCUCUCGAGACUGCACCAUUCGUAUCUGGGAUGCGUCGGACUACAACGUUGCUACCCGCUGCUUCGUCGGCGAUGCUGGCGCUCCCUCAUCCCUUCAUUAUUCGCUAGACGUGCUCAUUUCAGGCUGGACGGACGGCUGUAUUCGGUCUCAUAGCAGUGAUUCGGGUGAGUUCGCCUGGUCCAUCGAUAAUGCGCACACUGGCGGGGUCACAGCACUUGUGUUAAGUCACAAUCAGCGGUUCAUCGUGUCUGCAGGAGUCGGAGGUGAGGUGCGCGUGUGGGAUAUUCGCAAACGUGACUUGGUCUCACACCUCAAGGAGCAUUCGAUGGCUGUCACGAGUCUGGCCUUGUAUCGUGACGACCUGCACGUGAUUUCUUGCAGUCGAGAUCGUAGUUUGCUCUGCUGGGAUCUGCGUAAUGAGCGUAGAAUUUCAAGCCACAUCCAGCGUAUGGGCGGGAUCAACACCGUAGCGCUGUCGGCGGACCAGCGUCUAGUGUUGAGUGCUGGUCAGGAGAAACGCAUAUCAUACUGGGAUCUGCGCAUCGACACACCAGUGACAGUGAUCCAGAAAGCCCACAACGAAGAAGCCACGUGUAUCGCUGUAGCACACAACCUCGAAGUGUUCGCUACUGGCGGCAACGAUCGGCUGGUGAAACUCUGGGAUUUUAACACCAACCAGUUGAUUAUGGACGGCGUUGGGCACUCAGGAAAUGUUCGUGGUCUGGCCUUUAGUCCGGAUGAUCGGCAACUUGUCUCGGUCGGUGACGACGGCUGCGUAUUCGUCUGGAACCUGUACACAGAGCAGUGA